This is a messenger RNA of Mandrillus leucophaeus (drill), 1476 nucleotides long. It is a transcript of the gene NEURL3, whose product is annotated as neuralized E3 ubiquitin protein ligase 3. The record is from RefSeq and is a predicted model, not a curated record. The transcript has 4 exons. The coding region runs from base 100 to 999 and encodes 299 amino acids. NCBI's taxonomy places the organism in Eukaryota, Metazoa, Chordata, Mammalia, Primates, Cercopithecidae.
UAAAAAGCAGACCUGCUGAAUCUUUGGUAAACUGUCCACUAGACUUCUCCAGGCAGUUCCUUCUAGACCUGGGGACCUACGCCCGAGGACCUUAGACUGAUGGGUGCCCAGCUCUGCUUCGAGGCCAACGCCAAGGCGCCCGCAGCGGCACUUCGCUUCCAUGCCGAGACCAAGGGCGCGCAGGUGCGUCUGGACACGCGUGGCUGCACCGCGCACAGGCGCGCCACGUUCCACGACGGCAUCGUGUUCAGCCAGCGGCCCGUGCGCCUGGGCGAGCGCGUGGCGCUGCGCCUUCUGCGGGAGGAGAGCGGCUGGUGCGGCGGCCUCCGCGUGGGCUUCACGCGCCUGGACCCCGCGUGCGUGUCCGUGCCCAGCCUGCCGCCCUUCGUGUGCCCCGACCUGGAGGAGCAGAGCCCGACGUGGGCGGCCGUACUGCCUGAGGGCUGCGCGCUCGUGGGGGACGUGGUCCGCUUCUGGGUGGACCGCCGCGGCCGCCUCUUCGCCAAGGUCAACGCCGGCUGCAGGUUCCUGCUGCGUGAGGGUGUGCCCGUGGGCGCCCCGCUCUGGGCCGUGAUGGACGUGUACGGGACCACCAAGGCCAUCGAGCUGCUGGAUCCCACAGCCAGCCGGCUCCCAACAGCCAUGCCGUGGGACCUCAGCAACAAGGCUGUGGCUGAGCCCAAAGCCACACCAGGAGAAGAGUGUGCCAUCUGCUUCUAUCACGCUGCCAACACCUGCCUUGUGCCCUGUGGCCACACAUACUUCUGCAGAUGCUGCGCCUGGCGGGUCUUCAGGGAUACGGCCAAGUGCCCCGUGUGCCGCUGGCAGAUCGAGGCGGUAGCCCCCGCGCAGGGCCCUCCUGCUCUGAGGACUGAGGAAGGUUCACGAGAGGAGGCUUCCCAGUAUGAGUGGCAGCCCAGGCCUAGAUCUGAGUCCGGUCCCUGCAGGGGAAGGAGGCGCAGCGCUACCUUCUUUCUCGGGAAGAGUCAGAAGGGCUGAUUAGCAAGAGGUGCGGCAGAGAGAGGAAGUCAGGGAGGUGCUGUCUGCUCCCUCCACCUGUUUUGCAACAGGGCAGCAAGGAAAAACCCCUUUCUGUCCAUGCCAGAACUAUCCUUCUGAUGGGGUGCUUUGUUUAGAGACAGGGUGGCCCAAUCUCGGGUUUUAUAGCUGAGGGAGUUCAGGUAUCUGUCGCUGGUGAGGCCCUGUACCUCCUGGGUACUGAAGAACCUGGACUCGAAGCAGGAGGUAUCUACAUGGAAUGCGUCAAGUUCCACGUGGAAGCUGGGUUGCCUCCCACAAGUCCCCGGUAGAGUGGAUCUGUAGUUACCCGCCCUGCCUCCCUUUGAGGGUGGGCGCGAGGUCCCAGCGAGACCAGGCAUUUGAAGAUGAUUUAUAACGUGAAUGUGUAUUGUUGUCACUGUGGUAAUUUCCUUGCCAAUUUCUGAGAUAUCAAAAUAAAGUUUGUGUUUCCUGAAA